AUGACAUCUGAGGCUUUCAAACUGAAAUGCCUCUUUGAACAAGUCCGCAACGACUUUAUCAGAGACACUGGAGAAAGGCUUCAGACACGAUUCGCCAGAGAGGAAGAGGAAAAGGCCAGAAGAGAAGCAGAAGAGAAAGCUCGCGUGGAAGAAGAGCAACGGGUUAGAGAAGUUGCAGAGAAGGUUGUUGCUGAAGCUGAGGCAAAAGCAAAAGCCGACGCUGAAGAAGCAGCACACAUAGCUGCGGAAGAAGCUGCAAAGGCUAGCACUGAUGCUCUUACUCAGGGGGAGCAAUCAACCUCUAGCUUCGCUCCUCUGGUCCUAAAGACUCUAGAAGAGCUGCAGAAGGAGCAACAGAUAGUGCGAGCAAUAUUGGAUCACCAAGACUCCGUCAACAACAAUAUUCAGAACCUGCUAACCCAACUGCUCCAAAGGAUGCCUCCGCCUCCAAACCCUUAG
Molecule: messenger RNA, 459 nt
Organism: Lathyrus oleraceus (garden pea)
Lineage: Eukaryota; Viridiplantae; Streptophyta; Magnoliopsida; Fabales; Fabaceae
Exons: 1
Coding region: 1-459 (152 amino acids)
Cellular component (GO): peroxisome
Source: RefSeq, a predicted model, not a curated record